Podospora bellae-mahoneyi is the source of this 705-nucleotide messenger RNA. RefSeq lists its product as uncharacterized. The record is from RefSeq and is a predicted model, not a curated record. Lineage: Eukaryota; Fungi; Ascomycota; Sordariomycetes; Sordariales; Podosporaceae. The transcript is spliced from 2 exons. The coding region runs from base 1 to 705 and encodes 234 amino acids.
AUGGAGGAGAAGAUUGAGAGGGCUCGUACCAUUGAUGGGACGGUGGAUCAUGGUAUGCUUCCUGAUGAGAAGACUCGGUUGGAUAUUCUACGGAAGGUGUCGGAGGCGAGUAAUAAAAUGUGGUGGAAUGUUGAGAUUGGGAUCAAUGUUCUUGGCCCGGGCAAGGUGUUGAUUCUGAGUGAUGGGAAUGUCAAGGUGUUUGGGUUUACUUGUGCGCUUGUGUGCAGAUGGGUGGACCAGGAUGUUUUUGCUCAUCCUAAUCACCGUGGGGAUAGGGCGAUGAUGGGCCUACCUGCGGAGAGGUUGAAGCCUGAGUCGCCGAUUAUUCGGGGGACAGGUGCCCUCGGUCCGGAAGGUGCACUCCGGCGGUGGGUUCCCGAGAGGUGGCUUGGGAAUGUGAAUUUGGCUGCCGGAUGGUUGUUGAAUACGUUUUCUGACUUGAAGGGGGAGGGUUUUAUGCCGCUGCCUCCUUGGCUUUUCCCUGCGGAAGUCUCACAACGUGGGAUUGGCGAGGUGGUGAGGAAGCGGGUGGAGGGGAUAAAAGGGAAGCAAAUGCCACGGGCUAGUUUCCCUUCGCCUAGCACCAGGGACGUUGACGAGUCUGCUGAACGGCUGGCACGGCUGGAACGGCUGGAACGGAUGGCGGAGGAGGAUGGGCAGUACGAGGAGCGUAUGGCUCGCGAGUGUGGAUAUGGGGGUAACUAG